CCGGAUUACCACAGGACACCCGCUUCAAAACACACUUCGCUUUCUGCUCUGACUUAUCGAGAGAAGACUAUUUUAAUUUUUUUAACUGAAGGAAAAAAGUUGUGGGAUAGUCAAAGGAGAAAGAGGAGCAUCUUGGAUAUGUGCUUGUGAUCUUUUUUAUUUGUUUUAUUUAGUUACUUUCACCUCUUUUAUCUGCAUUUCUCACCUUUCCUGGAGGACUGUGUGUGUGUUUGCACACCAUGGAUCACACACUGUUCGGCUGCCUGCGGAGCCCCCACGCCCCGGCGCAGGCCCUGCACCCUGCCUUCACCCAGUCUCCCCUCACCCUGCACGGACGCUCGGACCACGUCUCCUACCCUGACCUGGCCUCUUCAUCCUCCUCCUCCUCCACCUCCUCACCUUCUCCCUGUAUCAUCUCCAGUUAUCAGAUGGACGAUGGCCUGUUUCCCGGGCAGCACCACCACCACCCCCACCGCGGCCACCUGCCCCCCCAGCAGCAUCACCACGCGCCUCAGCACCACACAUCCUGGCAUAUCCCACAGAUGCCAUCACCUGUUAAUAACACACGCCACAACCUUUGCCACCCGCACUCCCACUCGUCCCAUGACAGCGGGCCCAUAGCCCCAGACCUGGGCCACCCUGGGGGGCCCAGUAUGUGCGCCAGCACCCCCAGCCUGGGCAUCAGCAGCACCCCCACAGGGGCCUCCUGUGUGUCUGCGGACUUUGGCAGACAGACUCUUUCACCUGCUGAGGCCGAGAAGAGGAGCGGAAAGAGGAAAAGUGACAGCUCAGAGUCCCAGGACGGGAAUUACAAGUCAGACGUGAGCAGCAAACCCAGGAAGGAGAGGACGGCGUUCACCAAGGAGCAGAUCCGAGAGCUGGAGGCCGAGUUCGCCCACCACAACUACCUAACCAGACUAAGGCGCUACGAGAUCGCCGUCAACCUCGACCUCACUGAAAGACAAGUGAAGGUGUGGUUCCAGAACAGGAGGAUGAAGUGGAAAAGAGUGAAGGGCGGUCAGCAGGGAGCGGCAGCCCGAGAGAAAGAACUGGUCAAUGUGAAAAAGGGGACGCUGCUGCCAUCAGAGUUCUCUGGCAUCGCAGCGCUUCACCACUCGACGGACUCCUUAGCCAAUGAGGACAGUCACGACAGCGACCAGAGCUCCGAGCAUGCUCACUUAUGAUGCACCCCGCCCCGCCCCUCAGAAGAUAGGCCCUGCGCUGCCUCAGGACUGUCCUUAGAAGGACUGCUGUUUGCUGAUUCGCCAUCGUCAUACAACGAUGCUAAAUAAGUGUACAACUAUACAGAGAAGUGUGAUAAAUAAUGCAGCCCUUAUGUAGGCGAUAUGUACAUUUCAAGAACUGAGCACAUAAAGGAAGGAUGUUGACAUAUUGUAAAGCGCCAUUGGUUAAAAAUCUCCUUGAUAAAAAGAAAAACAAUUUUUUUUUAAAAAACAUUUUGGAAAUAUUUUUAAUCAUACUGUUGUAAACAUUCCAUGUUGUGUGUCUCGAGAGAAGCAGGCUUUGAUUUGCACUGUUAAACACACAGUCUGCUUCUCACUCAGUUUCUACUGUAUAAAAUGUAAAUUACGAUGUAAUUUAGUUAUUGAUCAAAUCAAGUGCCAGGAAAUCAAAUUUGCCUACAGUAGCUAAUAUAAAUGAUCUGUAUUGUCUUACCAUAACAAUAGUUUUAUACCCACACUAUUCAACUCGUGCAGUAAUAAACACGGACGGUUCUUUAGUCAACACUUUUCUGCCUAGAGAUGUAAUUUUGUAAAAAAUGUUGAAAAAGUAUUCUAUUAAAUCUUUUCAGAAACAGUUGCAGAUCAAUUAAAAUGUAACCAUUGAUCAAAAUCAAUAA
Messenger RNA from Trematomus bernacchii (emerald rockcod), 1861 nucleotides. RefSeq names its product homeobox protein MOX-2-like. The record is from RefSeq and is a predicted model, not a curated record. NCBI's taxonomy places the organism in Eukaryota, Metazoa, Chordata, Actinopteri, Perciformes, Nototheniidae. Bases 240 to 1184 code for a protein of 314 amino acids. Gene Ontology annotation, biological process: positive regulation of transcription by RNA polymerase II. Gene Ontology annotation, cellular component: nucleus. Gene Ontology annotation, molecular function: DNA-binding transcription factor activity, RNA polymerase II-specific; RNA polymerase II cis-regulatory region sequence-specific DNA binding. The transcript is spliced from 3 exons.